UGUUGAGGACUACUUGAGGUAUUAUUCAAAUAUGGAAAAAUCACUGUUUGUAUGAAAAAAUCGUCGAUUAUUAUUUAGGUAUUGCCAUACCUGAUGUCAUUAUUCACGUGUUAUGCAUAGAAUACACACCAGUUAUCAUUUCAGGUAUUUUACCUCUUAUGCAGAGCUUCUUAAUACCUCAUUCAGGUUGUAGGUAUUCGGAUUUCCAUACCUGAGUUUGGUAUUCUUCAGCUAUUUUCUCCUGCUCGAAUAACCACUCAUAUUUGCAGUUGUGGGUUACAACCAAAAUAAUUUAACUAAUGCAAGCAACCGGUUUGAGAGAAAAACAUUAUACGAAGAUGGCAUCCAAGUCAAUAUGCAGUUCUGAAAUCAAACCAGCAAUAUAAAACCGCAUUCUUACCGAAAUAAUCAGCACUCCCGUUAUGCAAGCAGAAUGCAUCGGACAAUUUUAUUUUUCGUCUUACUCUCCACAUACCAUAACACUGCAUGGACCGGAGAAACUGAUCAAACAGCUGCAAUCCAAGCCGAUGCUCACGAUGAGCAACUCAAACUUUAUUCUCCUAUACUGACCAGCGCAACGAAUCCUGCUGUUUCCAUCAAUCCAAACGAGUUCUUGCAACGAGGUGUCGCGUAUACCUUACGGUGUGGCUCCAAUGCGGGUACCUUCUGGACAGCCUUCCGGUAUUGCAUGGGAAAGACACAGCAGCUUGCGUCCGAUGAAUCUUCGCAGGAUUCUGACCGGCUGGCGAAAUUUCUAUUAAACAAUUACAGAGCACUAGCGGGCAAAAAUGUUUGGCUUGGUGGAACCGAUGCGGGAAAACGGAACUCGUGGAUUUGGCUAUCUGAGUUGAGCCCCGUUGGAGGAUUGACAAAAUAUCUACGCUGGAAGAGCAACGAGCCCAGUUCUAUACCGGGGAAGAAUAUGUGCAUGGUAGCAGUUCUGGAAAACAGUGAAGUGAAAUGGAAAGCACAAGACUGUGAAGCAUCAAAUUGCUAUGUGUGUCAGAAAUAUUUAACGUGAUUUUAUAAUGAAAGUUUUGAAAAAAAUAGUAUGAACAUAGGCAUGAUGUAAAAUAUCACUGAAUGAAGUGAUCAAA
Aedes albopictus (Asian tiger mosquito) is the source of this 1097-nucleotide messenger RNA. Its product is annotated as C-type lectin-like. Bases 434 to 1021 code for a protein of 195 amino acids. Lineage: Eukaryota; Metazoa; Arthropoda; Insecta; Diptera; Culicidae. The transcript is spliced from 3 exons. The record is from RefSeq and is a predicted model, not a curated record.